UUACAUCGAUUAGGAUGAAAGGAAGAGCAAGAAUCAUAAACAAGGAGGAAGAAUUUUAGGCAAAAAUAAAUUUUUAGUAUUUUUAAAGAUUUAUUAUCUAAGUUUAAGUGAACUAGGUGAAAAAUGGAUUCUUUGGCCAACUAUGGAAGUGAUGAUGAUUAUGACGAUUCCUCUGAUGAGCAGUCGAAGGACUGCCAUCAAGUUGGACCGAACAAGAGAGAUCCACAAAUAAAGCAGUCCACUCGUUUGGAAAACCAAGCUGAUGCUAAUUAUGAAGAAGUUCAGAUGGACUUGAGUGAGGUUAGAAUUUUUCAACAGGAAUCAACUGAUGGCUCUCGUAACGGCAGGGACAAUAGAGAUAAGGGCAGCGGAGAUGAAAAGCGAAAGAACAGUCCUUAUGAUGACAGAUCUAGAGAAAAUUGCAGGAAUAGAAGAGGAGACGAUAGAUAUAGGGAUAGAAGUAGAAGUAGAGAGAGGAAGGAUGAGGAUAAAAUGAGAGAAAGGAAAGAUGAUAGGUACGGAUCUAAGUCUGAUAGAUACAGUCGAGAUUAUAAAAGAGACAGCUAUAGAGAUAGAAAAAGUCGUAGAUCGUCAAGUAGGGACAAGAGAAGAUCUAGCAGUAGGGACAGAAGGAGGUCUACCAGUAGAGAAAGGAGAUUCAGCAGAUCGCCAAAACGAGACAGGUCAAGGAGAUCUAGAUCUCGUUCAAGGGGAAGAUAUGGAGGACCACAAAGGAGGUAUGGCUACCCCAAAAACAACAGUUCAAGAAAUGCAGAAUCCUCAGAAACAUCAACAGACAAUCAGGGUGGAAGUAGAUUCUUCAUGCCAGGUAUAACGGGAAAAUACAGAGAUCAGAUUGAGAAACGUAAGCUGCUUUGGCAGAAAAAAGAGCCUCAGAAGCAGCAAGAAACUGAUCAUGGACAAGGACAAAGCACUUCUCCAGCUUCAACUUCGACUAGAGUUACCAAAAUCUGGGAAGCUACUACGUUUGCUCAAGAUCAAGACGGCAAAGUAGCUAGUAAGUUCAAACGAUUGAUGGGUAUUAAGGGCCAGCCAGAUGCUGCGCCUGUUCCUCCAGUGGACAUCAUAAAGAAACAGGAAGAAAUGUUCAGUUCUAUGGAACAACAAUAUGAGGUUGCAAGAACCGCUACUCACACCAUGAGAGGUGUAGGACUGGGAUUCAGCAGUAAUUAUCCGCGCUAGUAGAGUGCUUGUAAAAUACUUUAAAGAAUUUAUUGAUUUUUAUUCUUUUAAUUUGCUCUGUACCUAAGGAAUUGUAAUAUAUUAGCAACUUUAAUUUGACACAAGGUUUUCAUGUAAUAGCUUAAAUUGUGUUUUAGUUUUGCGAAGUCUGUUGACAUAAUAUAUUAUUAUUAAGGA
Harmonia axyridis is the source of this 1380-nucleotide messenger RNA. RefSeq names its product arginine/serine-rich coiled-coil protein 2. The transcript is spliced from 6 exons. Lineage: Eukaryota; Metazoa; Arthropoda; Insecta; Coleoptera; Coccinellidae. The record is from RefSeq and is a predicted model, not a curated record. Bases 124 to 1203 code for a protein of 359 amino acids.